Molecule: messenger RNA, 519 nt
Organism: Talaromyces marneffei
Lineage: Eukaryota; Fungi; Ascomycota; Eurotiomycetes; Eurotiales; Trichocomaceae
Exons: 1
Coding region: 1-519 (172 amino acids)
Source: RefSeq, a predicted model, not a curated record
AUGAAAACAACUUCAAGCUUAUCAACUAUUCUCCUCUGCCUAGCAGUUCCGUGGGUAACAGCGAGUGCCAAUGACACCCUUUUGCGUUACAAACAACCACUCCCUCCCGACAUCGAAAUCGUCGAUCUGAAGUUACGAUUUUACGAAGUUCAAGACGCCAACCCUGGCGCAUUGAUUGGCCCCGAGAACGGCGGCUGGUAUCUCAAGUAUCCAGACAACGGCAAAGUUGUGGCGGUUUCAACCGACAACUUGACCAUCGAAUUGGACCAGAGGUACAUGUCUUUUGCCCACACGCUCAAAGACGAAGGGAACCACGACGAGGCUGCCGAUGUGCUACGAGAACUACGAGAAAAUGGGGCUGAUUUGGAGAAGCUAAAGAAGGAUUGGGAUUGCGGGGCAUAUGGUUGCACCCCCCAGAGGGGAUGCAGUUUUCCUUUUUGCGUCAAUCCUGGUGCACCGGGGAAAUGUAUUUACUACUCAGGCUGCCAUUACUGCUCUAUUCGCAAUCGAUGCAUAUGA